This is a messenger RNA of Oncorhynchus mykiss (rainbow trout), 2271 nucleotides long. RefSeq names its product neurotrophin 3 (gene ntf3). Gene Ontology annotation, molecular function: growth factor activity; nerve growth factor receptor binding. The record is from RefSeq and is a predicted model, not a curated record. Lineage: Eukaryota; Metazoa; Chordata; Actinopteri; Salmoniformes; Salmonidae. Gene Ontology annotation, cellular component: synaptic vesicle; dendrite; axon. Gene Ontology annotation, biological process: negative regulation of neuron apoptotic process; neuron projection morphogenesis; nerve development.
AGAGAGAGAGAGAGAGAUCACUACUCUCUUCGGGAAAGCAGGACUGUAGUAGCACGCAUAGGCGGUGCGCUUUAAAGUGGGAAGUUUCGAAAAGGAUUCUGUAUAUAUCAGCACCUCCAUGUCGGCUCUGCUGGAUAUUUACACACCGAUGCUAUGGUUACCUUUAUUACGAUCUUACAGGUGAAUCUAGUGAUGUCCAUGUUGCUGUAUGUGUUGUUCCUAGCGUACCUCUACGGUAUCCAGGCAACGCACAUGGAGCGCCAGCAGCCCCCGCCCACCCAGGACCCCAUCAACUCCCUCAUCAUCCAGCUGCUGCAGGCGGACCUGACCCGCGGCCGGGGGAGGCAGGGUGAGGGCCAGGACAGGCAGGCCCAGGACACAUUGCCACCAUUGGGCCUGCUCGCCAUUGACACCCCUCUGGACGACAGUAGAUUCCUGGAGAGGCGCAGCUCGCUGUACCAGCCCAGGUCGUCUGACCUGCUGGAGCAGCAGAAACACUACAACUCUCCCCGGGUCCUGCUGAGUGAGCGGGCUCCCCUGCAGCCUCCUCCGCUCUACUCUAUAGAUGACUAUGUGGGCAGCUCUGACAGAACCAACAAGACCCGCAGGAAGAGAUACGCAGAACACAAGAGUUACCGCGGGGAGUACUCUGUCUGUGACAGCCAAUCACAGUGGGUGACAGACAAGACGAAUGCGGUGGACAUCAGGGGUCGUCAGGUCACCGUCCUGGAUCAGAUAAAGAUGGGAACCGCCGAAAGCAACUUUGUUAAGCAGUACUUCUAUGAGACCAAGUGUCGGACUGCCAAACCUUUUAAGAGCGGCUGUCGUGGCAUCGAUGACAAACACUGGAACUCGCAGUGUAAGACCUCUCAGACGUACGUCAGAGCUCUGACGCAGGACCGGACCUCUGUGGGCUGGCGCUGGAUACGGAUAGACACUUCCUGUGUCUGUGCGUUGUCACGGAAACACCGCAGGACGUAAACACACAACUCGACCAUAGACAUUAUGGAAUAUAUUUCCUUAUUAUGAAGGGGGGGCUGUACAUAUAAAUUAUUAUUUAAGUUAUGUGAAAUACAUGUAGUUUCUACAUGGCUAUAUAUGAUAUAUAAAUAUAUUUGUUAUUUAUUGAAGUCAUCAUCAAAGGAAAAAAAUAAAAAAUAAAUAAACCAAGAACUCCUAACAUGCGGCUCCACAGCCACCACACAGCCUAGCAUCUUCAGACUCAGACCAUGGAGCUGGACAGUACAGCCUAGCAUGGAGAGACUCUACCAUGGGGCUGGACAGUACAGCCUAGCAUGGAGAGACUUUACCAUUGGGCUGGACAGUACAGCCUAGCAUGGAGAGACUCUACAAUGGGGCUGGACAGUACAGCCUAGCAUGGAGAGACUUUACCAUUGGGCUGGACAGUACAGCCUAGCAUGGAGAGACUCUACCAUUGGGCUGGACAGUACAGCCUAGCAUGGAGAGACUCUACCAUUGGGCUGGACAGUACGGCCUUGUAUGGAGACACUCUACCAUUGGGCUGGACAGUACGGCCUUGUAUGGAGAGACUCUACCAUUGGGCUGGACAGUACAGCCUAUUGUGGAGAGACUCUACCAUUGGGCUGGACAGUACAUUCUAGCAUGGAGAGACUCUACCAUUGGGCUGGACAGUACAGCCUUGCAUGGAGAGACUCUACCAUUGGGCAGGACAGUACAGCCUAGCAUGGAGAGACUCUACCAUUGGGCAGGACAGUACAGCCUAGCAUGGAGAGACUCUACCAUUGGGCUGGACAGUACAGCCUAGUAUGAAGAGACGACGUGCCUUGUUGAUAUACCUAGGGCAGCAGAUGAAAAAGAAGAUAUGACAUCACCAGGUGUGGAGUAGGGGAUCUACACUGUCAUUCAGCUCAUUCUAUGACAUCACUGCUCUGACUGUUGAAAACAGAAAUCUGGUCCAAAUGUUAUUGUGGACUAAAUAUGUACUGUCUGGAUGUAUGGACAAACCACGAACAUGUACGGGUAUACGGCAGACGUGCUGACAGAUGACAGACGUGCUGACAGACGUGCUGACAUACGACAGACGAUCUGACAUACAACAGACGUGCUGACAGACGUGCUGACAGACGACAGACGUGCUGACAGACGUGCUGACAGACGACAGACGUGCUGACAGACGUGCUGACAUACGACAGACGAUCUGACAUACAACAGACGUGCUGACAGACGUGCUGACAGACGUGCUGACAUACAACAGACGUGCUGACAUACAACAGACGUGCUGACAGACGU